UGAAGAAGGGGCCGGCCUUUGAGCGACAGCGACGCAAGAUGGCAGCCACCACGGGCUCGGUGUGUGAUUUCCUCAUAGAUCUUAGAGGGUGGAACUGUGGAAAACCCACUGGAAUCCUCAGGAUGCUCGUGUUGUGACAGGUGACUUCCUCCUGCCUUGGCCAGGAUUGCAGGGCCUCAAAGAGUAUCCCUUGGCUGCCAGAUCUUUCCUCUCACCCAGCAUCCCACAGGCUGCCCUGACAGUAAACCAGAAACGGAGUGCCAGCAAAGAGUAAAAGUCCCUCGCAAUUUCCGACUGUUGGAAGAACUCGAAGAAGGCCAGAAAGGAGUAGGAGAUGGCACAGUUAGCUGGGGUCUAGAAGAUGACGAAGACAUGACACUUACAAGAUGGACAGGGAUGAUAAUUGGGCCUCCAAGAACAAUUUAUGAAAACCGAAUAUACAGCCUUAAAAUAGAAUGUGGACCUAAAUACCCAGAAGCACCCCCCUUUGUAAGAUUUGUAACAAAAAUUAAUAUGAAUGGAGUUAAUAGUUCUAAUGGAGUGGUGGACCCAAGAGCCAUAUCAGUGCUAGCAAAAUGGCAGAAUUCAUAUAGCAUCAAAGUUGUCCUGCAAGAGCUUCGGCGCCUAAUGAUGUCUAAAGAAAAUAUGAAACUCCCUCAGCCUCCUGAAGGACAGUGUUACAGCAAUUAAUCAAAAAGAAAAACCACAGGCCCUCCCCUACCCCCCAUUCGAUUUAAGCAGUCUUCAUUUUCCACAGUAGUAAAUUUUCUAGAUACGUCUUGUAGACCUCAAAGUACUGGAAAGGAAGCUCCCAUUCAAAGGCAGUUUAUCUUAAGAUACUGUAAAUGAUACUAAUUUUUUGUCCAUAUGAAAUAUAUAAGUUGUGCUAUAACAAAUCAUCCUGUCAAGUGUAACCACUGUCCACAUAGUUGAACUUCUGGGAUCAAGAAAGUAUAUUUAAAUUGAUUCCCAUCAUAACCGGUGGGGCACAUCUAACUCAACUGUGAAAAGACACAUCACGCAAUCACCUUGCUGCUGAUUACAUGGCCUGGGGUCUCUGCCUUCUCCCCUUCCCCUCCCCCUGCCUCCCUCCCUCCCUGCAACAGCCCUCCAGCUUGGGGUGGCUUCUUAGAGUAGAUGUGAGGGUUUCAGGUCACAGCCUGUGGGACUCCUGCUGGGUAUGGGGGAUGCUUCAUCUGCACCCCUGGUUUCUUUCUUUAAGUCUUAAAUGCUGCCCCCCUUCCAAGCCACCAUCCUCUUCCCACUCUCCACUGCCACCCUUGGCCGAAGCAUAGAUUGUAACCCCCUCGGCUCCCCUCUGAAAUUGGCCUUUGGUGAGGAAUUCAGGGCUUUCCCCAUAUCUUCUCCCUCCACCUUAAUCGAGGGGUGCUGCUUUGUCCUUCCUCCUCCUCAAGUCCCUUUUUGCACCAUCACCACCCAACACUUUCCAUGACACUUCCUUGCUUUGGCCAGAAGCCAUCAGGUAAGGUUGGAAAGCGUCUCUGACCUCCCUCAUUUAGUUUUGGAACCACACUUACUUACUCUCCACCAGCCUGGGAAAUGAAUAUUGGGUUCUCAGCCCUGCCACCCUCUGCUGUCAUCAUCAGCUGAUACGUUUUUUUAUUAGCUCAGGUUUUGAUAAGGUGAAAAGAACAGUCACCAGGGUCACAGACGUGCCAGCUCUCAAAGUCCUUGGUGGUUAAACUUGGAGAAAGGCCACAGAAGACACUUGUAAGCACACACGAUCCCUCUGAAUGAAUUGUUUUCUUUUCCUGUAAUUGCUUUUGCUUUUAAAAAUUGAAGAAGUUUUAAACAGGGCUCUCAUUUGGUCAUCCUUGCAAUCCAUUUGGGUCUAGUUUGGAAUCUGACAACUGGAACAAAAAGAACCGUGAACUCGGUGCACACUUUGGUUUCGGUGCUGCUGCUUCUCUCGGUCCUCAGCAGGGAUAAGAAAGAACUCGGUGUGCACGGCAGAUCCCCGGAAUUCCUGGCCAAUGGCUGCGUUUUUCCACUUUUCUGUUCAGGACCACUAAAUGCUGAGAUGUUGGACGCAUACCGAAAUAAAAGCAAUUCAUUGUGUUCUAAGGUUUUUUUUUUUUUUUUUUAACUUAGUGUUUGUGUAAAGCCACCUUUUGAAGCAGCAACUAUCAAGUCUGAAAAGCAAUUGAUGUUUCCAUUCAUCUUUUUCUGGGGAAAACCUUAGUUCUAAGGAUUUAACAUCCUGUAAGUAAAGUUUAACAUAACAGUAUUCCAUAGGUAGACUUUUUAUUGUCAGACCAUUGCCUGAUUUUAAUAUAAUAAAAAGUGUGCGUUAAUAUUUAA
Molecule: messenger RNA, 2322 nt
Organism: Balaenoptera musculus (blue whale)
Lineage: Eukaryota; Metazoa; Chordata; Mammalia; Artiodactyla; Balaenopteridae
Gene: UBE2V1
Product: ubiquitin conjugating enzyme E2 V1
Exons: 5
Coding region: 373-690 (105 amino acids)
Biological process (GO): DNA damage tolerance; protein K63-linked ubiquitination
Cellular component (GO): nucleus
Source: RefSeq, a predicted model, not a curated record